Fusarium poae is the source of this 945-nucleotide messenger RNA. RefSeq lists its product as uncharacterized. The record is from RefSeq and is a predicted model, not a curated record. NCBI's taxonomy places the organism in Eukaryota, Fungi, Ascomycota, Sordariomycetes, Hypocreales, Nectriaceae. Bases 1 to 945 code for a protein of 314 amino acids. The transcript has a single exon.
AUGGAGCUGUUUGAUUCUGUCACACUACCCUACUCUCGCGACACUGCGCAACUACCCGGGCCUCUUCCCAGCUUGGAGGAAAUCCACAAUCCCGCAAAUGCUCAGUUUUCCCCGAGACGUAGCCAGAGGACCACCAGGCGUGGUGGUGUUUGCCUUAUCAGGGGAAUCUACAUUGUCAAGCAUGGGCCUGACGUGUCUGAGUAUGAGGGGAACGUACUUCUGUUCCUUGAACAACACGGGAUUCCCGCCCCACGUCUCUACGCCAUGUAUAAGGAUGAAUCUUCCGGACAUCUUUACCUAAUCAUGGAGUGUAUCAAGGGCGUCUCCUUGAAGUCCGUCCGGCCGUCUCUCUCAGUUGAACAUAGAUCAUCGAUUGCAACACAGCUGAAGGGCAUGCUCGAUCACAUACGAUCUCUCGAGCCUCCCAGCGACUUUAUUGGCAGCAUUGAUGGGACCGGCCUGCGGGAUUACGCCUUUCAAACGAUGGAUCCUGAUCCUGACAUUAAUGGCCCUUUCAAGACACCAGAAGAAGUUGGGUCAGCUCUGUCAAUUGCAUCGCGAAAGCUUUGGGAACAGUUUCGGCAAGACAUAUGGCUGCCUCGAUUUUUCUCGGAGCAGCUUUCCGAAUCCCUAAAGAACCACAGUGUGACAUUGACACAUGGAGACCUCCACGAGAAAAAUAUCAUGGUUGAGAAGAUCUCUCAAGACACCAACUCUGGAAUCAAUGGGGUUGGGGAAAGGGACACUGACGAAUAUCGGGUUACGGGUAUAGUGGAUUGGGAUUCGGCAGGCUGGUAUCCUGCAUAUUGGGAAUAUGCGUCGACACUUGCUGGAGUUGAAUCUACAAGCGAGUGGCCAGAUCAAGUGGGCAAAAUCCUCAAGCCCUACCCUCUUGAGUACUCUAUGAUUGUUUUGGUGUUUUUAAAUCUUCAACUAAUAUACUGA